AUGGUGAUUGCUGCUUGGUUGAGUGUUGGACUUCGAACUUACGUUCGAAAACAUUGGAUCCAUAAGCCUCGAAUAAAAGGUGUUCUCAGAAAUAAUCCAAUUGCGGCUGUAUAUUUAUACCAAGAUCUAACAUCAGCAACUCGUAAAACAGCACCGUGUUACUGGUUGCGAGCAUCACGUCAACAAUAUACACAGUGUAGACGUGAACCAGGCUUAGCAAAUGUUUUAAAUGAUUCACGUUUUCUUACAAUACAACAAUGUGAAGAUCAAUUUCGUUACGAUAGAUGGAACUGUUCGCACAGUAAAAAUAUGUUCAAAAAAGUUUAUCGUGAAACAGCCUUUAUGCAUGCAUUGAAUGCAGCUAGUAUUACAACAAUGGUUUCUCGUGCUUGUGCUGAAGGUAAAUUAAAAAAGUGCCAUUGUUCAACUAAAGCAAAGAAAAAUAAAAUUGAUGGGGAUGAUGGUAAUUUAGCAGAAAAUAAGUGGAAAUGGGGUGGAUGUGGUGAUAAUUUACAAUAUGGUCGAAGGUUUGUAAGAAAAUUUUUACAAUUACGUGCACAUUCUGCAGAUUUUCAAGAAACAAUUUUAAGUCACAAUAGUGAAGUUGGUAUACGUACCGUUGCGUCUCAAAUGCGUGAUGUUUGUAAAUGUCAUGGGGUUUCUGGUUCUUGCUCGAUAAAAACAUGUUGGCGACGUGUCCCACCACUAAUUAUUACUGCAACACAAUUGAAGAAAAAAUAUCAUCGUGCUAUGAAAUUUGAGUUUGGAAAUCGUGCAACCAGACGUGCUGAACCAACAAAUAAAAAAUGGCCUAAAGGGCAAUUAUUGUAUUUAGAAAAUUCAUCAACAUUUUGUGCUGUUACACCACAUCGAAAAUGUUUAAAUCGUAUGAACUGUGCUACAUUAUGUUGUGGUCGAGGAUAUUAUACAAAAAUCGUUUAUGAGAAUCGAAAUUGUAAUUGUCGUUGGAAGAAAAAAUUUGAAAUGAUAUGUGAUCAGUGUUCAUUUGAAAUUGAAGAGUUUACUUGUAAAUAA
Molecule: messenger RNA, 1035 nt
Organism: Chrysoperla carnea
Lineage: Eukaryota; Metazoa; Arthropoda; Insecta; Neuroptera; Chrysopidae
Gene: Wnt4
Product: protein Wnt-4
Exons: 3
Coding region: 1-1035 (344 amino acids)
Biological process (GO): multicellular organism development; canonical Wnt signaling pathway; neuron differentiation
Cellular component (GO): extracellular region
Molecular function (GO): frizzled binding; cytokine activity
Source: RefSeq, a predicted model, not a curated record